CCCGUUACAUUCAUUCUUUCCUCAGAUACCGUAAAGGAGUGGAUAUCGCGACUGGUCCUGUUGCACCAAGACUUGAAGCUUAAUCAGUACGUUACAGGCAUUGAAGAGCCAACAUCUGGAAUUAGUGAGAAUUUUUAUACAGAAUUAGAGGAAAAUGAUGAAUCAAAUUCAGAAGAUUGAAAUUAUUGACGGCUCACCGACUGAUAAGCCGAUACUUAUGAGCGGAGGAAAUUAUAUAAAGGAAGGCAGCGACCCUGCCAAGAGUACCUGUCUCAUUUUCUCAUCUAAAAUGGCAGAUGAAGUUGGUACUUUAAGCAAUUAUCUUCAACUUUUUGCUAAACAUAAAGUUAAUCUCUUGCACAUUGAGUCAAGAAGUAGUUUGCGACAACCCAAUGGAUAUGAAUUUGUGGUGGAAUGUGCUCCUGGUGGCAAUUUAUCAGCAGUUGUCGAAGCUCUUGAGAAACAAUGUGAAUAUUUUUCAAUAAUCUCAAGAAAUUACAAGGAUAACCUGGGUACGGUACCUUGGUUUCCACGUCGAAUCAGAGACCUCGACAAGUUCGCCAAUCAGAUACUUUCCUACGGAAAUGAGCUAGACAGCGACCAUCCAGGCUUUACCGAUUCGGUUUAUUGCGAGAGGCGAAAGUAUUUCGCAGACUUGGCCUACAAUUAUAAGCACGGCCAGCCCAUACCGACCGUUGUUUAUACAAAAAAGGAGAUCGAAACCUGGGGAGUAAUAUUCCGAAAAUUGACGUCACUUUAUCCGAAGUAUGCGUGCAAGGAGCACAAUCACGUAUUUCAAUUGCUUAUUGAAAAUUGUGGAUACAGCGAGAAUCAUAUUCCGCAGCUUGAAGACAUUUCGAAUUUCUUGAAAGAUUGCACAGGAUUCACCCUACGUCCUGUGGCUGGGCUUUUGUCAUCACGGGACUUCCUCGCCGGACUUGCCUUCCGCGUCUUUCACAGCACGCAAUACAUAAGGCACUACAGCCAACCUCUCUAUACUCCCGAGCCCGACGUCUGCCACGAGGUCCUCGGCCAUGUGCCGCUGUUCGCCGACCCGGACUUUGCCCAAUUCGCCCAGGUCAUCGGCUUGGCCUCCCUUGGCGCGCCCGACGAGUAUAUCCAGAAGCUCGCCACGUGUUUCUGGUUCACGGUGGAGUUUGGCCUUUGCCGACAAAAUGGCGAGCUUAAAGCUUACGGAGCCGGACUACUUUCAUCUUUUGGCGAACUCCAGUACAGCCUAAGUGGUAAACCUGAAUUGAAACCUUUCGAUCCGGAGACGACGGCACUUCAGAAAUAUCCGAUUACCGAGUAUCAGCCGAUUUACUUCGUAGCUGAGAAUUUUGAUGAUGUCAAGGAGAAAAUGAUAAAAUAUGCUCAUACGAUUCCAAGAAAUUUUGGUGUUACAUAUGAUUUUUAUACGCAAUCGAUUCGCAUAAUUAAUAGUAAACAUCAAGUAGAAAAACUCAUUGAUAAUGUUAGUCGUGAAUUACAAAUCUUAGCGAACGCUCUUCGCAAAUUAAAAAAUUAAUUAAGCAUUACAACACUUUAU
This is a messenger RNA of Ceratosolen solmsi marchali, 1549 nucleotides long. RefSeq names its product phenylalanine hydroxylase (gene Hn). The record is from RefSeq and is a predicted model, not a curated record. The transcript has 8 exons. Gene Ontology annotation, molecular function: iron ion binding; phenylalanine 4-monooxygenase activity. NCBI's taxonomy places the organism in Eukaryota, Metazoa, Arthropoda, Insecta, Hymenoptera, Agaonidae. Bases 155 to 1528 code for a protein of 457 amino acids. Gene Ontology annotation, biological process: L-tyrosine biosynthetic process; L-phenylalanine catabolic process.